AUGGUGUCGAGUGUAAAACCUUUUCUGGCUCUCAUCGUCUUGGCUACUUUAGCCUCCACUGGUUAUGCCAUUAGGUGCUACGAGGGAUCCGAUUUAAGUACGGUUGUUAAUUGCGUCGAAGGAAGCGGUUGCCUUAGGAAAUCCGUCGGUGUGGGCCCAAUAUCAAAGACCUCCAGAAGUUGCUUCGAAGGAAAAGCCGAGGAUGCCUGUAAAAUACUUGAUGGAAAUGUGAAUUUAAAGUUAUUUAAAAUGUGCGACUUCUGUACAAAGGACCUGUGCAACGGAUCUUCCUCGUUGGCCCUCGCCCCCGUCGCCGGAGCUAUCAUCCUCUUCUUCGGAGUAGCUCGUCUGCUGGCCUAG
This is a messenger RNA of Drosophila takahashii, 360 nucleotides long. RefSeq names its product UPAR/Ly6 domain-containing protein CG9338-like. NCBI's taxonomy places the organism in Eukaryota, Metazoa, Arthropoda, Insecta, Diptera, Drosophilidae. The record is from RefSeq and is a predicted model, not a curated record.